Messenger RNA from Chrysochloris asiatica (Cape golden mole), 787 nucleotides. RefSeq names its product phosphoglycerate mutase 2 (muscle) (gene PGAM2). Gene Ontology annotation, molecular function: intramolecular phosphotransferase activity. The coding region runs from base 3 to 764 and encodes 253 amino acids. The record is from RefSeq and is a predicted model, not a curated record. Gene Ontology annotation, biological process: glycolytic process. Lineage: Eukaryota; Metazoa; Chordata; Mammalia; Afrosoricida; Chrysochloridae. The transcript is spliced from 3 exons.
CCAUGUCCACCCACCGCCUGGUCAUCGUUCGUCACGGUGAGAGCGCAUGGAAUCAGGAGAACCGAUUCUGUGGCUGGUUUGAUGCAGAGCUGAGUGAGAAGGGGGUUGAAGAGGCCAAGCGAGGGGCCCAGGCUAUCAAGGACGCCAAGAUAGAGUUUGACAUCUGCUACACAUCGGUGCUGAAGCGGGCCAUCCGCACACUCUGGACCAUCCUAGACGGCACCGACCAGAUGUGGCUGCCCGUGAUUCGCAGCUGGCGCCUCAACGAGCGGCACUAUGGGGGCCUCACAGGCCUCAACAAGGCCGAGACUGCCGCCAAGCACGGGGAGGAGCAGGUGAAGAUCUGGAGGCGCUCUUUCGACAUCCCACCUCCCCCCAUGGAUGAGAAGCACCCCUACUACACCAUCAUCAGCAAGGAACGUCGGUACGCAGGCCUGAAACCCGAAGAGCUACCCACCUGUGAAAGCCUUAAGGACACCAUCGCCAGGGCCUUGCCCUUCUGGAACCAGGAGAUUGCCCCCCAGAUUAAGGCUGGCAAGCGGGUGAUUAUUGCUGCGCAUGGCAACAGCCUUCGGGGUAUCGUCAAACACCUAGAAGGAAUGUCUGACCAGGCCAUCAUGGAGCUGAACCUACCCACGGGGAUCCCCAUCGUGUACGAGCUGGACAAGGCGCUGAAGCCUACCAAGCCCAUGCAGUUCCUGGGCGACGAGGAGACCGUCCGGAAGGCCAUGGAAGCGGUGGCAGCUCAGGGCAAGGCCAAGUGAGGGGUGGGCUUUGGGCAAUAAAG